ACUUCUUUACAGAAAGGGUAGUUAUGUCAGUUCUCCUUCGUGCUUGAUCCGCACCGAUUCAAGCGCGCCUCACAAUCAAGCUGUGUUUCACCAACCCACCGGUCUGUUCUCUGGUUCACGCGCUCCUUAUUUCCUUCAGCUCGGGGCCGGGCUCUCUCCCCGCCGGAGCACUCGCCUCCUCCGUGAGCGCCCGCGAUCCUCCUGGCACGCGAGCCCAGGAGAGAUGCUGCGAGGCGUGGGGCGCUUUUCCAGCCGCUGCUCCGCCGGGAUCCAGCCAGCGGUUCGCUCCCCUCGCCUUCCUCGAGCGGCCCGAUCGCCGCCGCCAUGCAGCGAGGCAGGGUGCUGACGGCGCUGCUGUGCGCCGCGCUGCUCCCGCUCCGCUCGGACGCCGCCAAAGCGCCCAAACGCCCGGCCCGGCCCCGGAGCUGCGGAGAGCGGCCCGAGGAGCUGCUGGAGCAGCUGUACGGGCGGCUGGCGGCCGGCAUGCUCGGCGCCUUCCACCACACCCUGCAGCCCGAGCCGCCCGGCCGCCAGCACAACGCCAGCUGCCCCGCCGGGACACGGCCGGGCGGCGACAAGAGGUUCCGGCUGCCCGUCAACCUGCGCAGCGCCUCGCCCUGGGCCUACAGAAUUUCGUAUGACCCCACAAGAUACCCUAAAUACAUUCCUGAAGCAUACUGCCUGUGCAAGGGCUGCCUGAUGGGGAUAUUUGGCGAGGAGAGUUUUCAGUUCCGCAGCACCCCGGUAUACAUGCCCACCGUCAUCCUGCGCCGCACCUCCUCCUGUGCUGGAGGCCGCUAUGUGUACACGGAAGACUACGUCACUAUCCCAGUGGGCUGCACCUGUGUGCCUGAGCAAGAGAAGGAGGCCGAAAGUGUAAAUUCCAGCAUAGACAAGCAAGAAAUGAAGUUGCUGGUAAACCAGAACAAGCCGUCAUCGGAGUGAAGAAUAUAGGAAGAGUUGUCUGUAUGGUGUUGGCUUCACAUCAUUAUUUCACCACCUCAGCAAACUGCGCACAGCAGAGAAACACAUCAGGUUACGCUGUUUCUCUGCUUACAGUUAUUUCAGUUAUAAGAUAGAAAGUUCUGUCCAGUUGCUCAGAUCGUUAGCGAUGACCGUUCAUAUUAAGAACUUCUGUAGCUCAUGUGAGUAUUUCUUGCAAAUUUCAGUAUAGCUUUUUUUCCCUUCCCUUAGAGUGGAACAUUUUAUCCAUAUUAUUCACAGUAAAUUUUAGAAGAUGAUGCAAUAGUAAGAAAUGCUAGCUAUUGCUAUAGCAGACCGCUGGUCGUAGAUAUUAUUCAGGAAUCUCUUAUACUCUACUUUUAAAUACUUUCAUAUAAAGAUCACAUAGCUAUUGUCCAGAUGCCAAAACACCGUUUCAAAGUAUGGUUUUUCAGGCUGGGAGGGCCUUCCUUUAUGCUGCAUAUCAACCCAAGGCAGCAUUCUUUGCUGUUAUAUCUUUGGCUGUUUAUACAGCACAGCAUGGGAACCUUCACUGGGCUGGAGUCAUUCAUGAAACAACAUUCUGUGAGUUUGCUAUUUUUAAACUCACCAAAUUGCCAAGGGUACAAAAGUGUUGAGAGAAAAAAAACCAUGCUAGAACGUUAUAAAAGUGCAGUGUGGACUCCCUGGUGUGGACUACAGCUAAUUGAACAGAAAAUAUCCAUUGGAAUAAAUAGGGUUUGGAUCCCAAGAAUUCUGUGUUGGAUCUCAUUCGCUGUAACCUGCUUAAGAGUUUCUUGAGAUAAAACUGUUCUGCAAAGUUGAAAGACCAAAAUGUUUUUCAUGUCAUUGAGAUGAAUCACAGAAAAUCCAAACUGGUUAAAUACAACUAAUUCAUACAAGCAGUUCUGCUCGGUUUAAAGGUGGUUACCUGUUCUCCAGAGAAUAUAAAUACUUGAAGCUGAUAGAGCCAUUUUUCUUUCCUCCUAAUGUGGAAGAACUUCUCAUCCCUGGAGAAAAGGGAAAUGCUAAUCAGAGACAGAAGGUUUCAAAUGGAAGCAGCCCUACAUAGAUAAAUACUGCAUUAGGUGAUACUUCAGCAGUUCCUUAAAGGCUUCACUGUUAUAUAGUGUUUUUUUUCUCCAGUCACACUUCAGGAGGGAUGAAAUUGGACCUUCAGACUCCAUAACAUAUUAAACAAAUUAUUCAUUGCAAAAGACCAUAAAAGCAGCCCACAACAACAACAAAACAAACAAAGCUUUUUGAAAAAACUGCCCUCCAGAGAAUCAGUGUGACUUACCAUAUCCUUCUGAUACACAGAUCCGUGUUUAUGACAGAUGUGCUAACCAGCAUCUAUGGGUUUAUUCGUGUGACACAAUGAGAAAUAAAGCUCCCAUGCUGUUAUAUCUGUCCUGCAGCCAUAA
Molecule: messenger RNA, 2366 nt
Organism: Coturnix japonica (Japanese quail)
Lineage: Eukaryota; Metazoa; Chordata; Aves; Galliformes; Phasianidae
Gene: IL17D
Product: interleukin 17D
Biological process (GO): inflammatory response
Cellular component (GO): extracellular region
Molecular function (GO): cytokine activity
Source: RefSeq, a predicted model, not a curated record